UUCAUCUUAAUCUCUUAAACGCCAUCUAACGUUAAUUGAAUUAAUUAUCAAAUUAUUUUUAUGAAUAGCGUUCAAACUUAAUUGAAAUUAUAAAGGAGGAAAAGCGUGUGGGAAGGUAGUCUAUUUAAAUUACGAACAUUCUCUUAUGUACUAUUGUAUUUAUAUACAAAUAUUAUAUAUUAAGCCCACAUGUAAUCUCUCAAUUAAGCGUCAAAAAAAAGUUGUUUUCUUUUCUUUAGAUCAAUUCAAAAAACAAGUUUUGUGGUAAAUUGUCCUGUAGCUGAUAUAAAAUUCUAUGUGACACGGCUGACAAUCAAUCGGAGGAAGUUUAAGCCUUUUUAUAUUUGCUGAUGAGUUAAUAUAAUGAAAAAAUCUUCAAAUUGAUUGGAAAUAGAAAUAAGUGUUUUUAUUAAUAAUAAAAACGUUCAAUUGAUAAAUAUAAAAGAGUUGGAUGAAUUUCUUUCAGUUCUUUUUUUUGUUUAUUUCUAACUGCCUUAUUUUUAUAUAAAAUGAAAAUAUUCUCUGGAUGUAAUCUUUUUUGACCUUUAAUGGAGACAUUUACAUUUGUUAUGUUAUUAGUUUUUUGAAUUUUGCACGGAAAUUAAUACAAUAGAAAAAAGAUAUAUCUACAGAAAACUGGUAUGUUUGCAUGAAAAACAUACAGGUGACUUUUGUUUACAAUUUCUUUAGUUCAAUCGUUUUUUGCUUUUUGACGUUGGAUUUGCUCUUGUUAAGCUGAAAAUAACUCGAGGAUUAUAAAAGAUAUGCGGAAUAUAUGGAAUUCAUGAUUAUUAAAACAGAUCCAACCAUUAUUACUUUUUUAAUACGUCUUUGAUCACCUGUAGUAUCGCCCAAAAUGCAUCCUCUUUUCGAACAAGUUCUCUUUAAGAAAGAUUUGUCAUUAGCGGGAGAAGUUUUUAAUGUUAAAAAUGAAGAAAUAGAACAAGAUUUGUCAUCGAUUAUCCAAUGCCUAACAAACAUUGUAAAUCGCGAACAAUAUUUAUACCAACACAGCGAGCAGAGCGUUGUAGAAAUUGUUCUAACAAGAAUAACAUCAGCAAUAAGAGAAACGAAAAGUUUGGAUAGAAAUUAUGAAUCUUUAAUUGAAUUGUUAGAAACUUGUUUAAAGUUUAACUUGCAGACAACUGGAAAUAAUGAUCCCCCUCAUUCAAAAAUAGCAUCCGAUAUACUCUCAUGCAUAUUCAUGAAUAACUUAAAUGAAACUAUCAUGAAGAAAGCUGUACCAAUUUCCAUUAAAUUCCUAGAUAAGAAAAAUAAUGAAAUAAUUAGAAAUUUAAGCAGUUAUUUAGCAUUGGCAGCUAUUGAUUACAAUGGUAUAAUUGUUGAAUCUGCACCAUUAAUCAUUAAAAGUAUACUCAACGGCAAUAAACUUCUUAUUCGUUUGUUACCUCAAAUCUAUGUGAAAAAUAGUGAACCUUUUGACGAUUAUUUAGCUGAUAUUCUUAACCUAAUCUCAGUUCUUGACCCCCAGCAGCGUUCAGAUUUGUUAUCUUUGGCUUCUCUAUCUGUUCAAGGUACUUCAAGGAUAUCAGAGUUAGUCGAAACGUUAUGCUCAAAUCUUAAUAUAAUAUCAAUUGCUGAAAUUGGACCUGUUUUAAAAACUGUCGCUGAGAGAGACGCAAGAUAUUUAGUGCCUUAUAUCAGAGCCAUCUAUCAGACUGUUGACACUGACGAUGAAGCUCAAAUUCUACAAGUCGCUGAACUAUUAACUGUAGUGGCUCUAUCUAGUGGGAGAGAUGCAGCGGAAGUUUGUACAAAAUGCUUAGUUGACGCUCUUGAAAGUUGUAGGUCUACUCAGACUCUUGUUCUUGUAAGGAAUCUCAAAGAAAUUGCUGAAAAAUAUCCAACUGUUGUACACGAUCACUUAGAUACUGUAAACUCCACUUGCUUGCAUAAUGCCAUAUCACAUACAGCAUUAGAUCAGUUAAAAGAAAUAUGUUCUAGAAGACGAUCGGCCUGCAUUCAAACUGAUGCAGUUACCGUUAUAAGUGUCGAUGAUAGCUCUAAUUGCGAUUGUAAACCACCGUUGACAGCUUCUUCAAGCGGUAUAUCCCAAGCCAAAAAUGUAGCAACGUCUACUCCUAACUUGGAGGAGGAAUACGAAAAAGCAUCAAUUAGCGUCUCUAAAGUUCAAAUGACAUCACCAGGAACUAGUACACUAGUAACCGUAUCUAAGAUGCAUCAACCUGAACCAAGCUAUUCAACAAUUCAAGUCCGAAGGGACUACGUUCCACCAUCGUUAGAGAAUGCUAUACCCUAUCGAGACGCCGUUCAGCAUUUUUGCGAAAAGCAUAAAGAUAAAAUUAGGCAAUUUAUAGAGCAUAUUUUAGCGAGAAUGCCUAUUCCAUGUAAGGCCAAUGUCGAAGAGAAGUUAGGAGGGAAAAGAGUGGUUAGAUUACAUAUUUCCUGUUCGGCAAAAACGGAUGAUUGUCUAUACAGAGACUCUUUUCUUACUUUUUCAACGAGACAUCCAAAAUUAUGGAUUCAUAUAAUGCUAUUAGCUGUUCAGGCAAGUUCGGAACAUGCCCUUGCUCAGCACGAUGAUGCUGUUGCCUCGUUGAAAAAAUGCUGGGAUGUAUUAGACAGUGGAACAAGUUUUGUUCGGGUGGCUACGUCGUCUUUUCCGAAUAGAAGAGAUCAAGAUUGGUUGGUAGAAGAGUUAAGAGACUGUAGAGUUUUAGACAUGUUUGAAUUCGAUGCGGCCAGAAGACAUUGGGGUUGUUUUAUGUGUACUGUACCGAAUAAAUUUGAAAAAUUACUCAGAGACGGCGAUCCGGCAAUGGAAGGGAACUUAAAAGAGAAACGGGGCAAGUGGAAGGUACUAAAGAGGUGGAAAACAAGAUAUUUCACUUUAUCGGGAGGAAGUAUUAUAUUCUCUUCGAAGAGGAACUCGGUAUAUCAAUAUCUCAUUUUAAUCUAUGAUAUUGAUCUUUUCUUAUAUAAUUAAUUCAUAAACAGUCGAAAGAAACUGUUCCCGUAAGCCAAAUUCAGAGCGUUCAAUCAGCUAGACGCCGCGGCACUAGAAAUAUUCCUAAGGCCUUUGAGAUAUUUACCUCUCACGAUUCAUUUCUACUAAAGGCGGAAGAUCCAUCUCAUGCAGAAAAAUGGUUGCAGUGCAUUCAUAUUGCAAAAGCAAAAUGUCAACAAAGAUUGGAAAAGCAUAGCGAACAAUAGACACCUGUUUAAAGGAAGAAAUCUACUUCGAUUAAUUCUUCAAUAGAUAUCUAUACCUAAUUCAAAUAAUAUUAGAAAUAUAAAGUUUGAAGGAAAUGGAUAAAAAAGGACGAUCUUUUCGUUCUUUUUCCCUUUUCUUCAAUUAUAUCAUCAUCACCAUUAUCCUUGGCGUUCUCUUCUAACAAAACUGAUAUUAAAAUUGACUUAUUUGUUUUAUUUGUUUUUCUAUUUAUUUUAGAUUAUUGUUUGUUUUGUAUUCUUUUUUAUUAACAUCGAUAAGUCUCCUUCCUUUUUCGUUAAUAAAUCAAAAGAG
This is a messenger RNA of Dimorphilus gyrociliatus, 3508 nucleotides long. The record is from the annotation of a GenBank genome assembly. NCBI's taxonomy places the organism in Eukaryota, Metazoa, Annelida, Polychaeta, Dinophilidae.